UCGUGUGCAUAGAAACAAGCAAAAACACCAGUGCCCUCAUUGCUCCGCCACGUAUCCAUACAUGUCCAAGCUGAAGAUUCACAUCCGCACUCACACCGGAGAAAAGCCAUUCAUGUGUAAAGUCUGUAGCAAAACGUUCCAUGCGGCACGCAACCUACGCCUUCAUAUGCAAAGUCACAACAAGGACCAACAUAAGUGUCCUCAUUGCCCUGGCAAAUUCGUGUGCGGCCAUAUGAAAAUUCACAACAAGGACCAACAUAAGUGUCCUCAUUGCCCUGACAAAUUCGCACUGCUACACCGUCUUAAGGAUCACAUUCGGACUCAUACCGGCGAAAAGCCGUUUAUGUGUAAAGUCUGCGGCAAGGCGUUCCAUGCGGCACGUUACCUUUACACCCAUAUGCAAAUUCACGUCAAGAACCAACUUCAAUGUCCUCAUUGUCGUGACAAAUUCGCACGGCAAUCCCAACUUAAGGAUCACAUUCGGACUCAUACUGGUGAAAAGCCGUUCAUGUGUAAAGUCUGUAGCAAAGCAUUCCAUCUGGCAAGCUACUUGCACAUCCACAUGAAAAUUCACGACAAGGACCAACAUCAGUGUCCUCAUUGCCCUCGCAAAUUCGCACAACGAUUCCAGCUUAAGAAACACAUUCGCACUCACACCCGCGAAUAGUCAUUUCGGUAUGAAGUUUGUGGCAAUGCGCUUCAUGCGAGAACCUUUCUG
Molecule: messenger RNA, 718 nt
Organism: Anopheles cruzii
Lineage: Eukaryota; Metazoa; Arthropoda; Insecta; Diptera; Culicidae
Product: gastrula zinc finger protein XlCGF9.1-like
Exons: 1
Coding region: 62-667 (201 amino acids)
Biological process (GO): regulation of transcription by RNA polymerase II
Molecular function (GO): RNA polymerase II cis-regulatory region sequence-specific DNA binding; DNA-binding transcription factor activity
Source: RefSeq, a predicted model, not a curated record